Molecule: messenger RNA, 543 nt
Organism: Vitis riparia (riverbank grape)
Lineage: Eukaryota; Viridiplantae; Streptophyta; Magnoliopsida; Vitales; Vitaceae
Exons: 2
Coding region: 1-543 (180 amino acids)
Source: RefSeq, a predicted model, not a curated record
AUGGAUAUAGACUUAGCCUUGAGAAUGCCCAAACCCGAUGAACUCAAUGAGCAAAGUACUCAAGAGGAUGAGGUUUAUUGGGGUAAGUGGGAACGUUCAAAUAGGCUAAGUCUUAUGAUCAUGAAGCGCGGAAUUCCAGAAGCUUUCAGGGGUGCGAUAACCGAUGAGGUUACUAAUGCCAGUGACUUCCUUACGGAAAUUCAGAAACGUUUUGCCAAAAACGAUAAGGCUGAAACGAGCACGCUUUUAGCAAACUUGAUUUCAAUGAAGUAUAAAGGCAAGGGUAAUGUUCGGGAGUACAUCAUGGAAAUGUCUCAUCUUGCUUCAAAACUUAAGGCUUUGAAACUUGAGUUAUCUGAUGAUUUACUCGUGCAUUUGGUUAUCAUCUCUCUUCCUGCACAAUUUAAUCAAUUCAAGGAAGAGAGAUUGAAGCAAGACAAGACUGAAAGUGCUCAUCUGGCUAGCACUUCCAAGGAUAAGGGCAAACGAAAGAAUAAGGAUAAUAAGGUUGCUACUUCUAAUGGCCUAGAACAAAAGAAAUAG